Moneuplotes crassus is the source of this 826-nucleotide messenger RNA. NCBI's taxonomy places the organism in Eukaryota, Ciliophora, Spirotrichea, Euplotida, Euplotidae. The record is from the annotation of a GenBank genome assembly.
AUGGAAAUUAAAGGAAGAGACAGGAAGAAGGAAUUAAGAGUGAUGCAGGAAGAAGUUAGGUUAGAGAAGGAUAUUGGCAGUUAUGUAAUGGAUUAUUAUGAUACUUCAGGGUCUUUGUGAGCCACUGUGAAGAUUAUUCUAGCCAAUGAUAUGGAUAGAUUAGGAAAGAAGCUAAGACACUUUUAAAAAUUUGUGAAGUUCUAAAUAUAAAGUCUUAUUUUAUGAUAUUGACUUCACCCAGAAUCCGAAGAAAUAUCUUAAGACAUUGCUUAAGAAGCGUCUUAAUUUUCCAAAUGGAGUGAUGCUUGGCCACAAAAUAUUUUCUUUAAGCACUAAAAUUUAUAAGGGAGACAGGAUAUUCAGAAAUUUUGCUAAAAAUGUAUCCUUUAUCCAAACAGAUGUGAGGCUUGCCAAUUUUGAAAUAAGUUCCAAAAAUUUUGCUAAAAUUUUGUGCACUUUUGCUCGACUUGAGACUCUCAGAUUUAGAAGGUGUAAAAUAGUAGGAAUUAAUCAAAUAAACAAUGUUCUUACCAAAUCUAAAAUAUUAAGGAUUAUAUUCUUCCAAUGAGCUGGAGAAGAAUGGUUUCAAGAAGCUUGUCCAUCUUUUUUCAACAAAGAACAUUUAUACAAUAUCCUUAACAUUAUAUCAUGCUGAGUCUGUGUUGGUUCUCUGAAAGACAUAAGAUUUUCAGAAACACUCUUGAAUAGCGAAGAUUGAAGAGAAUUCAAAAAUCAACAUCCAAACUUUAGCCGAGUAAAAUUUGAUAUCUGACACAAAACAGAUUCUAUAAUUAUCUAAACUCUAUUAUCAAGCUUUUCAAUAUAA